AAACCGACGACGACGACGAGAGGGGCCGUUUCUUCUCCUUCCUUCCUGUUGGCGAUCGAUCCUCGGCGUUGGGCGGAUCGACGGCGCCGGGUCCAGAUCGGGCGGAUGCCGCCGCGGCCGGAGCCGUGCAGCUCGUCGUCGUCGCUGGGGAACGACAGCGACGAGGGCGGCGCGCCGGUGGGGAAGGAGCAGGCGGAGGACGGGGAGGGGGAGGUGCAGAGCGCCUACAGCGGCGCGGGGCUCGACGGCCUCGCCGCAUUGGAGGAGUCGCUUCCCAUCAGGCGUGGCAUCUCUAAAUUCUAUAAUGGCAAGUCCAGAUCUUUCACAUUCCUCAAAGAAGCUAUCGGGCCAUCUGGUUCGGCAAAGGUCAUUGCCAAGGCAGACAAUGCUUACUCCAGGAAACGGAAAAAUCUUCUUGCAUACAGCAUCAUGUACGAUCAGUCACAGAUCACCGUACCGGAGACCUACAAGAACGGUAUCACUAAGAGGCUUGCGGGUUUAAGCAGGUUGAGGCCCUCCGAUGGUAUGAGCUCCAACAGCAGCAGUAGCAGCAGCCUCAGCAGCGACGAAAACGAGCCGCCUCAGCAGUUCAUUUUUGUUCAGUCACCUGACAACACCGCACAAUUUGCUUCUCCGACGAUACCUGCACCUCGGCUUGGGUCUUGCGCGUCUAAGAUAUUUGCCCAUGCCAAUGAGGUCGUUUUCGAUGGUGAAUCUGCAACGUUUGCACAGCCGCUGCUCAUCUGUUUGCCUGGAAAAACAACCGGAGGCUGAUUAACAAGGAAUUCAAGAGGCAUUUCCAUCUUUUCGUGUUUUUUUUUCUUGUGUUUGUUCUGGGGGCUAAUAUACCGCAUCUCUCUUUUGCUAACCUAAGGUUGCAUUGGGGUGUUUGCCUAAAUAAGAGGGAGCAGAUAAAAAAAAAGAGGGAGCAUGUAUGGUGACGGUUUUGUGUGUAAAAUAGCUUGUUUGACAAUGUGUAAAUAUAACUUGACAUAAUCUGCUAAAAUCAAAUGCAGUAAGUCAAAGGCAGAAAUCACACUCCCUCCAGUUUGCAGAAAACUGAUAUUUUGAACA
Triticum dicoccoides is the source of this 1074-nucleotide messenger RNA. RefSeq lists its product as uncharacterized. The coding region runs from base 106 to 774 and encodes 222 amino acids. The transcript has 2 exons. Lineage: Eukaryota; Viridiplantae; Streptophyta; Magnoliopsida; Poales; Poaceae. The record is from RefSeq and is a predicted model, not a curated record.